This is a messenger RNA of Candidula unifasciata, 456 nucleotides long. The record is from the annotation of a GenBank genome assembly. NCBI's taxonomy places the organism in Eukaryota, Metazoa, Mollusca, Gastropoda, Stylommatophora, Geomitridae.
AUGUCAAAAGAAUAUUCAGAUAGUGCUCCACCACCUUAUGGAGGUGGGAGUUCUUAUGCACCUCCACCAGGGAAUCCACAUCCACCACCAGGCAAUCCAUAUCCACAACCAGGAAAUCCCUACCCACCACAGUACAUGGCUGGACCUGGUUACCCACAAGCUACUCAGUCCGGCUACUCACAGGCUACAACAGUUGUGGUUCAGCCAACAGUUACUGUUAUUCAGGUAUUCAGAGAAUCCCCUGUGCACACAAACUGUCCUUACUGUCGGGCUGAGGUGGUCACCGCCACUAGUUUUGAAACCGGAACGUUCGCUUGGGUUAUCUGUUGUGUGCUGUGGUUUGUGGGAUGCGGACUUGGUUGCUGUCUGAUUCCCUUCUGUCUGGAUGGAUGCAAAGAUGUCAUCCAUUCUUGCCCCAACUGCCGCCAGCAGAUUGCUCGCUUCAGUAGAAUGUAG